Girardinichthys multiradiatus is the source of this 2610-nucleotide messenger RNA. Its product is annotated as gastrula zinc finger protein XlCGF57.1-like. NCBI's taxonomy places the organism in Eukaryota, Metazoa, Chordata, Actinopteri, Cyprinodontiformes, Goodeidae. The coding region runs from base 203 to 1780 and encodes 525 amino acids. The transcript has 2 exons. Gene Ontology annotation, biological process: regulation of transcription by RNA polymerase II. Gene Ontology annotation, molecular function: RNA polymerase II cis-regulatory region sequence-specific DNA binding; DNA-binding transcription factor activity. The record is from RefSeq and is a predicted model, not a curated record.
ACAAAUGAACAGUUAAAAAAUAUGUCUUUAAAAAUUAUUUAAAGGGUCUAGGGGCACGUUGGCCUGCGUAUUAGGCCCAUACAUUUAAACUAAGUACCUCAACUGCCUGAAAUGUAAGCAGCUUUUGUAGGUAUCGAUUCGGUUCUAUGUUCAGUGGAGGCCCAGUUCGACGAGCUCAGCGUCAGUUAGAACAAAAAACACAAUGAAGGAAAUGGAAUAUGUUCAUCAGAACAGAUCAGAAAAUGUGCCUUUAGAAGACAAAGUGCAGAAGAAACAGCUCGGUGUCCAUCAGCCGCAGGAUGUGGAUAAACCCCAAACAGCUGAAGAUCUGCAUCUUUGGGGGAUGAAAGACGAGGUUUCUUGGAGUCUAAAUCUGGGCCAGCAGGACCCAAAGCCUUUCUACAUAAAGGAGGAAGAGGAGGAACUUCGGAUAAGUCAGGAAGGAGACAAGCUGCUCGGAGGAGAUGAAACUGAAUACGCUAAAUUCCCAAUCAAUGUUGUUGUAAAGAGUGAAGAUGAUGAAGAGGUACCUGAGUCCUCACAUCUUCAUCAGAGUCAAACUGACACCAGAGAAGCAGAACCUCCAACUAGCAGCUCGUUUAAAUGGAUAAAAACAGAAAUGGAUGGAGAGGACUGGGGAAGACUUGAACUUAUCUGGAAGUCAGACCCAAACAAUAUCAAACUAAGUAAACACAGAAGGGCUGGAGACUCCUCUGAAACUGAAGCCAGUGAAGAAGAUGGUCAUCAUCGGUAUAGUAACUGGCAGCAACCAAUGGCAGUGACUGAAAAUCGAUGGAUUGGAAGCCAGUUGGCAGAGUCAGGCAUGAACAGUGAUGCAGGCUGUAAUGCUGCCAAAAAGGCCUUCAGCUGCUCCGAGUGUGGAAAACAGUUUCUGGAUGAGCAGUCUCUCAAGAGACACAUGAGACGUAACACGGAAAAAAGUUCUUCUGACUGUUCAGUUGUUCAGAAAUGUUCUGAAGUGAAGCAAAAUGCAGAUACACAGACCAAAGUCCACACAGGCAAGAAAAACUUCAGCUGUGAGAUAUGUGGCAAAACUUUCAGAGAUCAUUUCAGCCUUACAUCUCACAUCAGAGUGCACACUGGAGAGCAGCCGUUUGGGUGCGAAGUAUGUGGUAAAAGGUUUAAGCACCAGCAUGACGUGAAGAAACACAUGAGAGUCCACACAGGGGAGAUGCCAUUUUGCUGCGAUGUUUGUGGUAAAAGAUUCAAGCAUCAACACAACCUGAAGACGCACAUGAGAAUACACACAGGGGAGAAGCCUUAUGUUUGUGAUAUUUGUGGGAAAAGGUCCAGGUUUCAGCAUAACCUGAAAACACACAUGAUAAUCCACACAGGAGAGCGGCUGUUUGACUGUGAUCUUUGUGGUAAAAAGUUCACUUGUAAGAAAAGUCUAAAAGCACAUGAGUCUGUCCACACUGGAGAGAAACCGCACAGCUGUGAGAUCUGUGGUAAAAGUUACAAACGAAAAACACACCUUAGGACUCACAUGACGUCCCACACUGAGGAAAGGCCUUUUGGCUGCGAAGUUUGUGGAAAACGGUUUAACCGUAAAACAUACCUUGAGACGCACAUGGCGGUCCACACAGGCGAGAAGCCUUACAGCUGUGACUUCUGUGGUAAAAGAUUCACCAGGAAAACUCAUCUGGAUUCACACAUUAUAGUCCAUACAGGAGAAAAACCGUUUGGCUGUGCGGUCUGUGGGCAGGAAUUCACCCAACAGGGAAGUUUAGACCGACACAUGACAUUGCACUUAGGGUAACGGGUGUUUGAGAGAAUGCAAUGACAAGUCUAGUAAGCUAGGUAGCUGUAUGUUUACAAAUUGAUCUUUUUCUUUAAUUGGGCUCUCCUGACAGUCUUUACUUGUUUCUAGUCUCAUGUAGUCUGACCUCUAGGCAGAAAUUAGGCAGAAUACAUCAUAUGAAAACCAAUAGAUCCAAAAGAAUUAUGGAAAGUUAACUGAAAAGCAAUUGAGUAGAUUCUUAAGUAGUGAAGAAUGAGGUUGAUAGGUUUGAAGAUUACGUUUAGUAAGUAUAGUAGUAUGGGGGUGGGGGGGGGAGUGAUGUUGCGUAUCUUUCUGCAUAACUACAGUAACUACAAACAAUAUAUGGGUUGGUAUGAAUUUGUUGUUCCUCUAAUUCUAACUAGUUGGGGGGAAUAUGUGAUAUAUAUAUAUAUAUUCUGUAUAUAUUUUGGGAGAAUUUCAUUUUCAAGUGUCAGCUUUAGUUUGGAGAGACUCCAGCUCUAAGCCUUGAAAUCUGCUGACUAAUUACUGCUUUGGCUCAUGUAACAGUUUGUGUUGCAUCACAAUAAAGGAUUUCUUAAAACACUAAAUACCACUUUUUGUAAUAUGUAUUUUUUAUCAACUUAUUGCCUUCAACUAGACAUUAGGCUGCGCUCCUUAUUGGCAAAUCUGGUAGAGAUGUUUAAAAAGUAUGUAAAUCCAUGUGCUUAGUUACUUUAUCAGUCACAGUGGAAGCCAGUCUGUGCAAAGGACAUGAAGAUAUAUUGUUUUUACACUUGCCUUCAUGAAAAAAUACUAUACACUUAUUAAUAAUCACAAUAUAAAAUAAAACAUAUAUACACAAAACA